Populus nigra (black poplar) is the source of this 2751-nucleotide messenger RNA. Its product is annotated as protein phosphatase 2C 50-like. The record is from RefSeq and is a predicted model, not a curated record. The transcript is spliced from 5 exons. Gene Ontology annotation, molecular function: protein serine/threonine phosphatase activity; cation binding. Lineage: Eukaryota; Viridiplantae; Streptophyta; Magnoliopsida; Malpighiales; Salicaceae. Gene Ontology annotation, biological process: protein dephosphorylation. The coding region runs from base 733 to 2391 and encodes 552 amino acids.
UUUUUCAUGGUUCUUGGUUCUGAAGAGACGUUGUGAAAAGCAAAAGCCUUAGACACAAUUAGGUGUAGUGUCUCUUUUCUUUUCUUUUUUGUUGUUUUUUUGUUGUAACUUCUCUUUCUUGCUUUCAAGUUUAAUUUUUGCAAUUAUUAGAGAGAGAAAGAGAGCUAUUUUACAAGAGGCUGUGAUGGGUUGCCUUGGAUCCAGGGAACUCUUUAGUAAACAUGUGAAAAGGGUGCUAUCUUUUUUAGGGUUCUCUUGUGAUUCUUGGGACUUUUAAGUUUUCUCGGGUUCUUUUUCAUGACCCCUUUUUCUUUCUCUUUCUUGGGUUUAAAGAUCAGGGUUCAUGGAGGUAAAUGGAGAAGAUUCCAUAUAAGAAGUUAAUGAGGCCUUAAACAGGUCUAGCCUAUCUAUUUAGAGUCUGUAAGCUUCCACAAAUGGAAAUUUGGAUCCAUUCUCGUUGACCAGAUCUGACUAACAUUUCACUUUUAAGAACUUUUAGCUCACCCAUAUCUUUGCAUCCACUGGAUUGGCCUCCUGAUUUUGUUACAGUAUUAAACUUUGAUUUACCUUUUCCUAAAAGGCAUGGAAAAUGGUCUGUCAAAACCUGUUGUUCACAUUCCAAAAUCAUUCUUGAUGAGUGAAGGGUUGAUAAUUUUAGUUGAAUAAUGAGAGGCUGUGUGAUCUUGGAGGGGCUAGAGGGUAACUUUUUGUACUGUCCAGAUAGUGAUUUUGAUGGAGGAGAUGUACCGGGCGGUUGCAGUGCCAUUUAGAGUAGGUAAUUCAGUCUGUGAGAGUCCGUCCUUAGAUACCCAUAUGGAUAUCACAAGACUUUUAAUGGCAGACACAGCUAGCUUAUUAUCUGAUACUGUAUCUAAGGUUUCUACUGUGGGGAAUAAGGAUUGUAAUUGUUGUGAUUUAGAUGAUGAAGUUAAAGAUACAGCAGUGCAAGCUCCUAAAGAGGACAAGGGAGGAGGAGGAGGAGGAGGAGGAGGCACUUUGUUGGAUAUGAUCUCUGAAAAUGAAAAAAAUUGGGUUGUUGGUGAUGAUGUGAUAACACGGGAUAGCGAGGAGGACGAUUCUUUGUCGUUGGAGGGUGAUCCAAUUCUUGAUAGUUCUUGUUCUCUGUCAGUGGUCAGUGAGACAAGUAGCUUAUGUGGAGAGGAUUUCUUGAGUUUUGAGGCCACCUUUGAGGUAGGAACACCAAGUUCUGUAGAUAUUGAAAAGAGUGCUGGUGGUGUUGAUAUUAUUCCCAAGACAGCAGAUUUGGGGGAUUUGAAUGUUGACGCCAUCGUUAGCGAUCCCCUUUCUGUGGCAGGAAUUGUUGAGGAAGAGGUUGGAGAUGGAUCUGAUGCAAAGACAUCCGCUGUGGUACCUAAGUUGACUCUGGAAAGAGGGGCCAGUGGUACAAUCUCAAGAAGUGUUUUUGAAGUGGACUACAUACCCCUUUGGGGAUUUACGUCUGUGUGUGGAAGGAGACCAGAGAUGGAAGAUGCAGUUGCUGCUGUGCCUUAUUUUUUGAAAAUUCAUAUUCAAAUGCUGAUUGGAGACCGAUUACUUGAUGGCAUGAGCAAUUGUUUACCGCUCCAGACUGCUCAUUUCUUUGGAGUUUAUGAUGGUCAUGGAGGCUCACAGGUGGCAAAUUAUUGCCGUGAUCGUUUCCAUUCUGCUUUGUCUGAGGAGAUAGAAUUUGUAAAAAAUGGCCUGAUUGAUGGAAGUAUUAAGGAUGGUUGCCAGGAGCAGUGGAAAAAAGCUUUCACCAAUUGUUUUCUUAAGGUAGAUGCUGAAGUCGGAGGAAAGGGUGGUGCUGAACCAGUUGCUCCAGAAACUGUUGGUUCUACUGCUGUUGUGGCCACUAUUUGUUCAUCCCACAUCAUAGUAGCAAACUGUGGAGACUCACGAGCAGUUCUUUGUCGUGGGAAAGAACCAGUGGCAUUAUCAGUGGAUCAUAAACCUAACCGAGAAGAUGAGUAUGCAAGGAUAGAAGCGGCUGGAGGCAAGGUCAUACAGUGGAAUGGGCAUCGUGUCUUUGGUGUUCUAGCUAUGUCAAGAUCUAUUGGUGAUAGAUAUUUAAAACCGUGGAUUAUUCCAGAACCUGAAGUGAUGUUCAUUCCUAGGGCAAAAGAAGAUGAGUGCCUCAUUCUGGCUAGUGAUGGUUUGUGGGAUGUCAUGUCAAAUGAAGAAGCAUGUGAUCUGGCUCGCAAACGAAUACUUGUCUGGCACAAAAAGAAUGGUGUCACACUUUCCUCCUCAAGGGGCGGGGGAAUUGAUCCUGCAGCUCAAGCAGCAGCUGAGUACCUCUCAAACCGUGCCCUUCAAAAAGGAAGCAAGGACAACAUCACUGUAAUUGUGGUGGAUCUGAAGGCGCAGAGGAAGUUCAAAACCAAAACAUGACUGAUUCUUUUGGCAGCUCAACUUGUAGACUUAAUCUGGUACAAUAUAUGUUGCCCAUCUGUUUUUCACCUGGGCUUUAUGGCUAAAUGGAAGUAGAUGCCUGUAUGUAUUGGUAGAAUGCUUGCCAUCCUAGAACUCUUCUUUCUCUUGAAGAGUUGCCAUACACUUCCUAGGCUUGGCUAUGUAAAUCCUAGCCGUUUGUUGUAGGAUAGGAGAUCACAACGGUUCCAUCUUUGAAAUUAUGGGCAAUUGUAUUCGUUAUGCCUCCGAGCUUGAAUAAAAAAAAGGCAGCUCUAUGAGGUAUUACUUCCUAUUUUUCUUAGCAAGUGCUUCUUAUAAAGGAAUUGGAUAAACUGUGGA